CUCUUCUUCCUCCUUUGUCUUACUUUUCUUGGUUUACUUGAAUAAAAACCCCUAAAAGUCUUUAUUAUUCCUGUUCGAUCAUAAAUGGUGUGGUGUUAGUAGUUAUGCAUUAGAAGACCUUGUGGAAUAUGACCCUUGGGCAUCUUAAGAAUUUGAUAACAUGAUAUUUGCACAUAUUUUGCCCACUAUUCUUGCACCAUUUGAGGGUCGAUUCUCAUGUUUUAAGCUGAUUUCACGCUAGGUUGUGCUUUUGUGUCGUAUUUCAGGACCUGGAGCGGAAAUGGAGGCUGGGAAGCUAGUUUCGGGUCGGAAGAAGAGAAAUGGCGGAAAAGUGGAGUUGGAAGGCAAAAUAGCCGGUCAGACCACCCAAAUACAUAACUGGGUAUAUUCAGGAGAGGCCGGGUAAGCUAUCCAGGAGAACCCAGGAGCCCCCCCCCCCCCCCCCCCCCGGUCGUGAACUAAAAAAUAACUGACUUGGUAUUUCACUAAUCAAGUAUUUCCCUUGCACAGAGAAGACAAUGCACACAUUUUUGCUUAAAUAACCGGUCUGAUCCCCUAAUACCUGACCGAGUAUUCAAACCGAGUAUGCCCUGCUGGGGCUGUUACAAGUAGAACCCCGGGUUUGGAUGGCGAUUCGAGUUUUGAAGCUGAAAAUAGAGGUUUAGAGAGAGAAAAUCAAGUUUUCCCAUCAUUGGAGCUCGAUUCAAGCCCCAAGGAGUGACGAUUGAUGACCCUGAGGCAAUAGGUGUUUGUUACUCUGCCGGCAGAGUGACUCACCCAACUUAGAGUGAAACUGGAUACGAAAGGAAGAUUAGCGCCAUCAGUCAUAAUUGGCGGCCUAGUCCCUGAAAUCUCUAUUCUCGAUGCCAGUUUGAAGAGUUAAUUGGGGAUCUCAUUUUGAUAGAUGUACCCAUGAGAACUCAUCGCCUGAGUUCCCUUAGUUGCAUAGGUAGACUAAACCUAGAGGUUCUAGACUAUGUAAUCUCAAUUUUGCAUAUAUAUAAUGAGUUCAUUUCUUUAUCCUUCUGUUUGUUCUUUCAUUUGGUUUAUUUUUAUUUGAUUUCAUGCUUAACACGAGGACUGACUCCAAAGUUCAUAUUCUCCAACCCGACGUUGUGGGUAGAUUAUACUGGACAUAAUAGUCCCUCAUGAUCGAUCCUCAAUCGAUCAAACUGCAUUGACUUCCUCAAAGUAAACAUCUAUAGGGUUUUGAUAUCGUUCACUACUAGACUUGGCAUUUGGCAUGAAAUAUGGUAGGAAUAAACCUAACAAAGAUCUAACAACUCAUAUGUUGCUAGGAUUGGAGUUACGAUUCUAAGAAAGUCUAGGGGGAGCUUGCCUAUCCAACGCCUCAUCCUCCUGCUACCUCCGUAUGUCAGUAGCUUUAGCUUUACUUCUAUGCAUUGUUUUCCUUUUGAUUUUGUAAAACCAAAAGGAACUUCAAUCUUAGAGGAACCUCAACCUCCACAUUCAAGUUUUAAACACCAUAGAACUCUUCCCUUACCACUUGAGUAAGUGGUUGUGAGAGACCCUAGGGAAAUAUGAUCCUAGCCUCAAAACGGGUAAAUUUGAUCGCACAAUACAACAUGACUGUCUAAGGGGGUUGGGGGCUAUAUUUUAGUUCUUUAGCACCCUAUUGGAGAUAGUCUAAGUGAUAUGAACUCAAUUCCAUCAUCGUACAAGCUCCAAUUGAUCGCUCAAAGAUCGGACCAAGUUGAUAAGAAACAAGCUGGAAAAUGUCUAAGUGUUGGAACAGUUCUAGGAAGCAUACUUUGGAGGGUUGGUUAUCUCAAAUGGGUAAGUGAAAUGCAAGUUUGAGGGUUUGUUUUGAAGACUGGAUGUUCCUCCACAACUUGGUGCAUUUGGAUUGUCGAGGGAAAGCUAGGAAGGAUGUGUUUCAAGCCAAUCAAAACCCUGCCCUGCAACCUGAAAACUGCCUGAUUUUGACUAAGGCAUAAGGCCAGUUUGAGAUAGCAACUUUGAGCUUGAAAUCACGAAGUUUGGCACGACCAGCUGGAGCUUGGAGUUAGGAAUGAAAGUAUAAAAAUUUCUAAACCUAGAGAAGGAAUUGGCUAACCUCGACUCAACCCAGAAGGCCAAUUUCCAGAAGCUUGAAGUUGGCAUCGAGAGCUGUUUCCUAGACAGCUAGCUUGGGAGAGAAGAUGGUUACUUGAGUUGCAAAUUUCAUUGAUCUAUACACUUUUCCUUUCCUUGUUUGGUUCCAAAUUGUGUUCUUGUUCUUUUAGGAUUGUAAUUGGGUUUAUUUGGAUAUAAAUAGCCUCACUUUGUGAUAUGAUUCCAAGGGGCGUAUUACUUUGAUUUGUAGAAGCACGUUUUGAGUUUAAUCAAAAUUACUACGAGGAGUUUUCCCCAAGCAUGCGAGCUAGGUUUGUUCUUGGUUUUUUCCAAGGAUUGCAGAUCAAUCAAGCCAAUUAUUCACCUUGGUUGAUUGGUGAAUCUACCCACGUUAGCCUCCUCCCUUUUGUGUCGAGGUUGCUGACCUGGUUCCCUUUACUUUCCAUCGAUUCCACCCUCUGUUUUACUAUGAAAUCACCACCAUCACGACUCCUUUGCUCCCCGUUGUGAGAUUCUGAAUCGAGUUCCCAUCCUUGGGCUCAUCACUAAGGGUUGAAAGCCACAUCAAAGUCCAUAAACAUAUCCAAAGACAACAUAAAAGGCUCACAACAAAUAACAACCCAAAAUCCCAUAAGAACCCCUCAACAACCCAAUAACAUAUAGCACAAAACCCUAAAUGAUCUUCAAAUGCAACCCUAUGGAGUCGUCGGCACAAUAAUCGAAAAAGAUCCUACCACCAUCUUUAGACCAAUGCCAGGGAAGUAGAGCAGGGCGUUUGGGAACAAUGAAGAGGAAGACGUUGAAUGUAGUCAUAGGAGAAGCUGAACACACCAACCAAAGGCACAACCACCACGACAAAUCACAGAUAGAGAUUAUCCAAACAGUUGAUAACUUGAUAUAUACACAUGUUUUGCCCACUAUUUUUGCAUCGUUUGAGGCUCGAUUCUCGUGUUUUAAGCUGAUUUCACGCUUGGUUGUGCUUUUGUGUCAUAUUUCAGGACCUAAAGCGGAAUGGAGGCAUGGAAGAGAGUUUCGGGUCGAAAGCGGAAAGAUGGCAGAAAAGUGGAGUUGGAAGGCAAAAUACCAAGUCAGGCCACCCAUAUAUCCUACUAGGUAUAUUCAGGCGAGACCUGGUAAGCUAUAUGGGAGAACCCAUGAGGCCCCCGAUCGUGAACUAAAAAUACCUGACCGAGUAUUUCACCAAUGGUCGGGUAUUUCCCCUGCGCAGAGAUGACGAUGCGCACCGUUUUGCUUAAAUACCUGGUCUGGUCCCCUAAUAUCCACCAGGUAUUCAGAUCGGGUAUGCCCAACUCGGGCUGUUACAAGUGGAACUCGGGUUUUGGAUGGCGAUUCGAGUUUUGAAGCUGAAAAUAGAGGUAUAGAGAGAGAGAAAGUGACGAACAAAGACCCUUGAGUGCCCUAAAUCAAGUUUUCCCAUCAUUGGAGCUCAAUUCAAGCCUUGAUGAGUGACGAUUGACGACCUGGAGCAUAUUUAUCCCGUCUACAUGAUGAUUUAUGCAUCCAACAUAGCUUUCCUCUCUCUCUCUCUCUCUCUCUCUCUCUCUCUCUCUCUCUCUCUCUCUCUCUUUCUCUCUAUAUGAAGUAAUCCCCUAUAUCACUUGGGUAUGUAAGAACACUAGAUUGUAUGUUAGGAAUAGUUGUAUGAACCCUUUUUCAUGAAUGAUUGAUUGAUUUAUAUCCAAUUGAAGUAUUUAUUCAGAACUGCCUGAGUCCUGAUCAAAUUCUAGUGAUUCCUGCUUUGACCUAGAAAGAUAAUCUCUAUAUACGUCAAAAGAGCAUCUUGAAUUGGAGGCAGUGAAUUGGCCACUUUAGUCGAGAAGUCGAUUCACUGCUCUGUACUGGUUUAGAACCUAGUAGAGGAAGUUUAAAUCUUAUUGCCUCGGUUGGCUUACGCCGGUGGAGGUUAGUCGCCCGCCGAGUAUUCAAACUGAGAGGGUCUGGAGCACUUUAGUCGAGACUCCACACUGUUUGAGAAAUUUCCGCAGUUUAAACAUCAAUCGAAGUGACUUAGGAUAAUUACAACUUGGCCUAACUGCGAUCUAGAGGGACUCAUACCUGACUGAGCCUUCUUAAUCUGAAUUCAACCAUUACUUGCAUUUUGUUUAUUUUGCUAUUGAACACUUCACUCAACUUGUCCCGCUAGAUAAUAGAUAAUCAUAGAGUAGGCAGUACAUCUAGGCCUAGGUUCGAUAAGUAAAACUGAUCCAGUAUACGGAAUUUCUAAGCUGUAAUUACAUUUGGUCGUAGUUUGGUGUUAUGUUUUAGCGAGUCAAGUCUUUGGCGCCUUCGUUGGGGACUUCUAAGUUAUUGCAGAAACGUGAAGAUCUGUUACUUUAGCAUUUUCUUUCUGCAUUUGUUUUCCUCUUCCUGUUUGCCUUCAUGGGUUGUGUUUGCAGUCUGUGUGCAGGUAGUGCAUGACCCAUAGCUAGUCGGGAGAUCUACAUCUGUUAGACCACAAGCUUGAACGGACUUGUCGCCAGUUUAAGACAGCACUAAAGGCACGAAUGACUGCGGAGGAAGACUUAACUCAACUGAACAUCGCACAGGAAGGAGAAAUGGGUGAUCCCAAUAUGGAGCUGGGGAUGUGGAAGACCAGCCCGAGGAGCGGAACUUGGGAUACUACUGGACCGCUAGGGCCGCACACAUGAGGUCAAGCAUCCAACACCCUCAAGUUAUUGCCAACAAAUUUGAGGUGAAUACCUCUUUUAUCAUAAUUUUGAGAGGUUCAGUGGUUUUCCAUAGGAAGACAGACGAGAGUCCCCGCACACACCUCUGGCGAUUCCACGAGCUGAUUGAUGCGAACAAGAUCAAUGGGGUCCCUCAAGAUGUCAUCCAACUAUGCUACUUUCCAUUUACUCUGGAUGGACAGGCCAAGAUGUGGUUGGACAACCGGCCUCCGGGGUCAAUCACGACAUUUACCGACUUGUCCAACAAAUUCCUGGCCCGCUAUCAUCCACCUUCUAAAAUAGUGGACAUGCAGAAGGAGAUUACCCAUUUUGCCCAAGAGGAGGAAGAGACUAUCCAGGACGCUUGGGAGAGAUAUCAAGGUCUCUUCUUGAAGUGUCCCAACCAUGGUAUCAAUGAUGCCUUCAAAGUGAGUACCUUCUAUCGGUCUCUCUUUCCUGAAGAUAAGCAGUUGAUCGACUCGGUUUGUGGCGGGAACAUGUUGACUAAGAAGCCACCAAUGUUGAAGCAUCUCUUUGAAGACAUGGCGGAGCACGACUAUGAUUGGGAUCUGCUAAGAGAUCCUGGCGAGCACCGGGUGGUGGUGUGAACACCAUGGACACCCCGUCGUCCGAUCUGGUGAGUGCGAUCACUAAGAUGGUCCCAGCGAUGGAUGGAAAUGGGAUGGUUCCCGGUACAGGGCAGCAGCAGGUAAUGUAUUGCCAGUGGUGCGAGAGCAGCCACAACACGGUUUAAAAAUUAUUAGGCAAUGAGGGAAUCUACUACACCUCAAGAGCAGCCGAACUUCAUCGGCAAUGCUAGGCGCUACGACCCCUACAACAACACUUAUAACGAGGGGUGACGCCAACAUCCUAACUUCUCUUUGAGUGGUAACAGUAAUCCUGAGCCACCAGUCUAACAGGGACCACCAGGCUUUCAAAGGCCGCCAUACCAGGCCUACCAAUUCUAGCAGCCGCAACAACCUCUUUAUCAGCCCAGACAAGGGAAACCUAUUACUUAACAGAAGCAACAACAGUUUCAGCAGCUGAACGCAGAAAUUCAACAACAUCGAGCGGUUCUUGGAAAAGGCUUCAAACAAGUUUCUAGAGUUGAAAGCUGGUCAGAGAAACAUCCAGGUUAUUCUGUAGGAUAUAAAACCCAACUUGGUAG
Linum trigynum is the source of this 5931-nucleotide messenger RNA. NCBI's taxonomy places the organism in Eukaryota, Viridiplantae, Streptophyta, Magnoliopsida, Malpighiales, Linaceae. The record is from the annotation of a GenBank genome assembly.